AUGCGCUAUAUCGAAACUCUAGUCCUCACGUUGAUCGUUGUACUCGCAAGCAGUAGUGCAUUUCCUGCGCUACCUGACUUGCCCUUCUCGAGCCACCCAGCCCAGAGACGAUCGUUGCGGGCUAGCACAGCUCCCAAAGUCGAAGGCAUAAACGAAAACUCGGCGGAGAGGGGACUCGGGAAGCAUAUCAAAGUACGAUGGUGGCUAGAGAGCGAAGCGCCCGACGCCUAUGUCAAAAAGAUGCUGAAGCUGAAUGGACUUGACAAUGCGGCAUUGAAGGCCCACAAGAACUACAAAUAUUAUGCCUAUUUUGCCAGAAAGUCUGAAGAUUAUCUGCUGAACAAGUGGCUCCGGACUGAUAUUACCACGUUUGACGCCUGGAAGAACCUCAAGCUGGAUAGAAUUACCCACCGCAACCAACUCAAUCAGGUAGAGAAUACUGAGAAUUUCAGGGUCUACAGUCGUUACGUGAAACAGUUUAAUGCUAACGUAGCAAGCACCUUGGACGCCGGUUAUACUCCCCGCGCCGUAAUGGUCGCCCGAGGAUCCACGGACGCGGAGAUGACGGCGAGAACACUGAUUAUGGCGAAAGCUGGAAUAGACGACAAAGUUGCAAAAGUCUUGCUGGGUAUGACUGUACCCGGCCAUCCGACGAUUCCACUGAGAGGAAAUGAUCUCAUGAAACACGUGGACUACAAGUUCUUCACGCUUUUCUGGGAAAAAAAGCGAAAGUCACACCUGGGAAAUAGAGCAGCUGGUGGGUAG
This is a messenger RNA of Phytophthora nicotianae INRA-310, 765 nucleotides long. RefSeq lists its product as hypothetical. NCBI's taxonomy places the organism in Eukaryota, Oomycota, Peronosporomycetes, Peronosporales, Peronosporaceae. The coding region runs from base 1 to 765 and encodes 254 amino acids. The transcript has a single exon. The record is from RefSeq and is a predicted model, not a curated record.